UGUGAGUUAUUGACCAUCUCCUUAUCUUAUCUUCUCUUUUUCUUCUCUCUUUUCCUUUCUUUUCAUGUUCUCUACCACACUUCUACUAUCACUACUUAACCCCUUAAUUCUCAGUUUCUGUAGUAAAACAAGCUGAUCUUGCCAAUCGGAUCCACUUUGCCUUAAGGGAUCGCCAGCUUGGUGGGGCCACAGAGUUGAUGAAUGAACGCGAGGGAAGUGCAAAUUCCAGUUAUGGACUCCAUGCUGGAUACUGGGCAGCGUUCUCUGUUCUGCAAGAUGGGAAACGAAAUGCUGCCAUGAUCUCCAGCAUGAUCAGGAUAGGAAAGAUCUCCGCUUGUCUCAGGUGCAUCACGAUCCUCUGGAAACAAAGAAGAAAAAGAAAAAGCUCGGAGAGAAUAGAAGAGAAGAGGCGAGAAGAGAACCUUUCUUUGAGGAAAGAACAUUAGUAUAACACCAACCCAAUAAUGGGGUCACUUGCCGUAACAAGCAGAUCACCCCUCCCUAAAGCCUAAAUCUUUUAAAAGCUGCAUCGAAUCCUUAACACGCGCCUCACCACUCUCAAUCAUAUAUACUUUCUUCUUCUUGGUGCUCAACUUGCGUUCUUGUUUUUCCGGUGCCCGACUCAGUGAAUCGUAACUCUUCUCCACCCACGGCACACACGGAUGAAGAUCUGAACCAAGAGGAGCAAGAACAAGAACACAUCAACAGAGUUUUGUGGAUUGUGGUUCUAGUCCAGUGUCUUUGUUUUUUUCCCGCUGUUAUAUAUAGAACUUUGUAUCAUUCCCGGGUGGGAGAAGAUGAUGAUGAUGAGAGGAGGGCAAUCUGGGAUGAGCGCGAGCUCGUCAAGGUGUCAAGACUGUGGGAACCAAGCCAAAAGGGACUGUGUGUACAGGAGGUGCAGGACUUGUUGCAAAAGCAAAGGCUUUCACUGCCAAACUCACAUCAAAAGCACUUGGGUUCCUGCCUACAGGAGACACCAGAGACAUCAACAGCAACAGCAACAGCAACAGCAACAUCUCCUAAACAACGUUCCUGUUCACCAACAGCGCUCCCUCCAAGCCCAAAACCCUAAAAGGCACAGAGACACUUCCACAUUCCCAGGUUUGGACGCUGAAGGGAAUUUCCCUGCAGCGGUGAGCUCAACAGCCACAUUCCAGUGCGUGAGGAUGAGCACUGAAGAUGAUGAUGCAGCCGAGCAUUAUGCGUAUCAGACAUCCGUGAACAUCGGAGGGCAUGUCUUCAAGGGCAUUCUCUAUGAUCAAGGUCCCGAGAGCCAUUAUGGUGCUGCCGGUGGCGAGAGCUCUUGUCGUGAACCCGCCACCCUACCUGCUAAUAACGAUGAUAAUAACCCCGCCGUAUGCACUUUGACUUCAUCUUCAGCUCCGGCGGAUUCAAUCUAUCCUUGCUUGUAUCCGUUUCCUCUAGGCGCUUCGAUCUCGGGCACGCACUACAUUUUCCCGAAAUCUUAGCCCUCGUGCAGCUAAGUUCUUGGACAGGGAGAGCAGAUACAGAAGUAACGGGCCUGGAAGUAGCUCCGGCGAUCAAUGCCAUCAUGAUUGACUGAUUUUCAUUGGAGAAGUAUUAGGGGAGGUCAGUAGAAGAUCCCUUCAUGUCGCUCCUGCACAUCGUCGUUGUUGGCAGAGUGUAAAUUGUACAUCCUUACUUCUCUUUGAUCAACCCAUUUGUUGUUCUGAGAUACAUAUAAAUCCCUUCAGAUGCGGCGCAUGUUUUGGAUAAGUUCCACAAUUUGUCCCAUUGUCCAUAUUUUAAUGAUCUUCUCUUGUGAGUUUUAGUUCAAGUUCGCUUCUAAGUUCUUGUUGUUUAUG
Molecule: messenger RNA, 1826 nt
Organism: Rhodamnia argentea
Lineage: Eukaryota; Viridiplantae; Streptophyta; Magnoliopsida; Myrtales; Myrtaceae
Product: protein SHI RELATED SEQUENCE 3
Exons: 2
Coding region: 798-1469 (223 amino acids)
Biological process (GO): positive regulation of DNA-templated transcription
Cellular component (GO): nucleus
Molecular function (GO): DNA binding; DNA-binding transcription factor activity
Source: RefSeq, a predicted model, not a curated record